UCAAACAUUUAAUCAGAAUACUGAUAUCAUUAUACCGGUACAGACCGUUUACACUCCUCAUUUAAAGCCAUAGGAAUUGUGUCAUAGCUAAUAUAUUAUCUGUGUGUGUGUUUCCACAGUGUGAUCCAGGGGAUGGUGACUCUGGGAACAAUUUUGUCCUGUGUGACGGCCGGAGAGGUCAAACUCUCAGAUGCUGUCAGCAAGGUGCUCUGCAAGCAUUACAAACAGCUGCACCUGACAGAUAACCUGGGCAAGCUGUCCCACAUUCUCAAAACCAACCCCUUCGCCCUGGUGGUGAAUGAUGCGGCUCAGAGUAAGAUACUAUUUUGUUUAGAUGGGGCUGAUGGGCCAACUUGUCAGAGGCAGAUGGUGGUUAGUGUUGUGAAACCUAUUGACCUCCUAAUCCACAUCACCACACACAAGAUGCUGGAUCUCUCGUCCUCUGAAUGCUCGCUGUUAGACACACUGUCUCUGUGAGCACUUACUGUUGAAGAUAUCUAUAACCUCCUGCACACCAUGAGGCAGCACAGAAGUACUCUCUCUUUUAUAUAUUUAAGUAUUAAAUACCAACAUCCUCCUGACUGCUUUUCUGUUUUGUUUUUGUUUGUGUU
This is a messenger RNA of Notothenia coriiceps (black rockcod), 611 nucleotides long. Its product is annotated as cystathionine beta-synthase-like. Bases 133 to 477 code for a protein of 114 amino acids. The record is from RefSeq and is a predicted model, not a curated record. The transcript has 3 exons. NCBI's taxonomy places the organism in Eukaryota, Metazoa, Chordata, Actinopteri, Perciformes, Nototheniidae.